CGUGGCAUGCCGGGAGUCGUGGUUGAGGAAGGAAGCCGGACCGGGCCAACUCAUCGCCUGGCGCUGUCGGCAUGGCGGGCGCCGAGGAUGGCUUGGACGGCGGGUGCGAGCUGUGCCUCUUCGACGUGGACGGCACCCUCACCGCGCCCCGCCAGAAAAUCACUCCGGAAAUGGCCGAUUUUCUUCAGGCUUUGCGGAAGAAAGUGAAAGUGGGUGUCGUUGGUGGCUCCGACUUUGAAAAAAUCCAGGAGCAGCUGGGCGAAGACGUGCUGGAAAAAUUUGACUAUGUCUUCCCUGAAAACGGUUUGGUGGCCUACAAAGAUGGAAAACUGCUGAAGAAACAGAGCAUCCAAAGACACUUGGGGGAAGAGCUACUGCAGCAACUAAUUAAUUACUGCCUGAGCUACAUAGCGAAGAUCAAGCUGCCCAGGAAACGGGGCACUUUCAUCGAAUUCCGCAACGGGAUGUUGAACGUGUCUCCCGUGGGCAGGAACUGCAGCCAGGAGGAACGGAUCGAGUUUAAUGAACUCGAUAAGCGGGAGCACAUAAGAGAGAAGUUUGUCGCUGAUCUGCAGAGAGACUUUGCAGGGAAAGGCCUCACGUUCUCGAUAGGCGGCCAGAUCAGCUUUGACGUGUUCCCAGAUGGCUGGGACAAACGAUAUUGCUUGGGGAUUGUGGGCAACGACGGUUUCAAAAAGAUCUACUUUUUGGGAGAUAAAACCAUGCCCGGGGGGAACGACUUUGAAAUUUACACGGAUCCCAGAACCAUUGGCCACAGCGUGACAUCUCCUGAGCAGACGAGGCAGAUCUGCGAGAAACUGUUCUUUAACUAAAGCGAGGGAUUUGUUUGGGAGCGGGACACCCACGGCCAGUAUCAGUGCACCUCAAAGCCAGAGUGGGCUUAUGGCUUGCUGAAAAGAAUUCCAGAAGCUGGCUUUAUUCAGCUCCACUCGGGGCGGGUGACACAUUCUAUUUCCACAGGUCCACAGCCUUGUCUCUGCCUCUUCACACUGAGAACCUCUCUUCCUUCCCCUGCCGACACCGUAUUCAUCUUGUGUUGUGAUAUCACUGCGCCAUGUGCCCCUGCUCACAUCUCUGACCACUGGUGGCUGGGCAAACUGACAAGCUGGUGAGAUCACAACAUGGAAGGGAGCAAUCGUAAAACAGGGAGGAGAAGUCUACGCAGGGAUGCCAUUUUGGCGGCAACCCUGUGACACGCAUGGUGUCGGUUUACUGGAAGUUUCAGCACUGUGAAUCAGGCCGGGCUGUGUGCGUUCAUAGAAAAUGGAGUCUGCCUUCUGUUUGAAGUCUCAAGAGGGUCCACCUUCGGGUGCAGGGCCACAAAUGGAACAAUCUGGGCAAAACUAGGAAAACCCACAAGCCUGGUUUUGAGACAGGAUUGGCUCCAGAUCCU
Molecule: messenger RNA, 1414 nt
Organism: Sphaerodactylus townsendi
Lineage: Eukaryota; Metazoa; Chordata; Lepidosauria; Squamata; Sphaerodactylidae
Gene: PMM2
Product: phosphomannomutase 2
Exons: 8
Coding region: 72-833 (253 amino acids)
Biological process (GO): protein N-linked glycosylation; mannose metabolic process; GDP-mannose biosynthetic process
Cellular component (GO): cytosol
Molecular function (GO): phosphomannomutase activity
Source: RefSeq, a predicted model, not a curated record